Molecule: messenger RNA, 1005 nt
Organism: Menidia menidia (Atlantic silverside)
Lineage: Eukaryota; Metazoa; Chordata; Actinopteri; Atheriniformes; Atherinopsidae
Source: the annotation of a GenBank genome assembly
AUGGAAGAUCAGCUCGUGAUGGAGGAAAUGUACAACGGCACCAUUGAUCCGGCUUGUUUACAAGAGCCUCCGCUGGCUCUUGAUGUGAUAAAGCAGCUGGAUGUGUUUGGAAUUUGCCUCUACUCCAUGCUCACCUUCAUGGCCUGUGUGUCCCUCCUGUUGUACCUGGAGCAGUGUGUCUACAUUUAUAAAAAAAUGCAGUAUCCCAAGAAGACGACGCUCAUUUGGAUCAGUGGGGCUGCACCAGUAAUCUCCACCAUGGCUUGUUUUGGUAUGUGGAUUCCUCGGGCUGUCAUGAUCACAGACAUGACAUCUAACUGUUACUUUGCAGUUGUGGUGUACAAGGUCUUGGUUCUGUUAAUCGAGGAGCUGGGAGGCAGCAGCGCCUUUCUGGAACGGUUUUCUGGUAAAACCUUUAGGAUCAACACGGGACCCUGUUGCUGCUGCUGCCCUUGUUUAUGCAGAGUGGCAGUUUCACGACGCCUGUUGUUCCUGUUGAAGUUAGGCGCUCUGCAGUACGCCAUCCUGAAAACAGCACUCUCCGUCCUUUCAAUAAUACUCUGGACAAAUGGAAACUUUGAUCUGGCUGAUUUGGAGAUAACUGGCACAGCGAUUUGGAUCAACCCUUUCAUCGGUGUUCUCACGAUCACCUCCCUUUGGCCUGUUGCUAUAGUUUUCAUGAAUGUCAACAGCUUUCUGCGCAGUCUCAACAUUGUACCCAAGUAUGCCAUGUACCAACUCGUACUUGUACUGAGCCAGCUGCAGACAUCGAUCAUCAACAUCCUGUCUUUGGACGGAACCAUCGCUUGUUCCCCUCCCUUCUCCUCUCAGGCUCGCGGAUCCAUGUUGAGUCAGCAGAUCAUGAUUAUGGAGAUGUUCAUCAUCUGUCUGUUCAGUCGACGUUUGUACCGUCGGACAUAUGACCCACUUCCAACUGAGGAACAUGACAAUGAACUCAACAAUAAGGCGGUCCUGCAGGCUGCACUCACUGAGCAUGAUGUUUAA